Messenger RNA from Suillus fuscotomentosus, 1342 nucleotides. RefSeq names its product kinase-like domain-containing protein. Gene Ontology annotation, biological process: protein phosphorylation. The transcript is spliced from 8 exons. Gene Ontology annotation, molecular function: ATP binding; protein kinase activity. The coding region runs from base 307 to 1287 and encodes 326 amino acids. NCBI's taxonomy places the organism in Eukaryota, Fungi, Basidiomycota, Agaricomycetes, Boletales, Suillaceae. Gene Ontology annotation, cellular component: cytoplasm. The record is from RefSeq and is a predicted model, not a curated record.
GACUAAUUAAGGAACUUUGAGCAGUUCAAGAAUUUCGAACGUAGCCUACAACGGGAAGCAGUAGUACGUGAUGCACUACACAAGACAGCGGUGCGACCAUUUUACGUUCCUGCCACGGCAUAUUCCUGUAGUCGUGGUAAACACUCUCAUCAAUGUAGCGCCUUGGUUUCUACAGCCAGCAGCCUCUUGAACGUCGAUAUAAAGGCAGGAAUCUCACAAAGUCUAGUAUUUAUUCUCGUUCUGUGGUCAUUCCCAGCUGCCCCGUGCCUAUAAGAUUUCGACCUCAUUACGUUGCCAGGACGACAGAUGAAUACUCUUUCCGCGUGGAUUUUCAGCCUGAGUGUGCUGCCUAGGAAAUGGCGGCAAGUCCAACCGGAAACAGAGACGUCGGGCGCGACACACCUGGAUGUAGGCUCCAAUGAUAAUGAACGCCCGGUCGACCUUACUGCGAAGGUCGUGAAGGACUUGGCUUAUGCUACUGCCCAGGGCAGUUUCGGUGACGUAUGGAAAUGUAUGGUCUCAGACAAAGAUAAUAACGUGGAGGUGGCGGUUAAAUGCGUCAGGAUCGAAAUUCAGGAUGACAGUUUCAAGAAAAUCGUCAACGAGAGGUUAAUGGACGACUUCUGCAAGUGGAAACUACUGCGUCAUGAUAACAUUCUUUCCUUGUACGGGAUUACCUACGGAUUUGGUCCAGUACCAGCUAUCGUAUUUCCAUGGAUGACCAACGGAUCCUUGAGCACGUAUCUUGGUAGAAACUAUGACAGUCUCUCCGGGGCUCACAAGUUCGGUUUGCUUGCUGAUGUAGCUGAUGGUCUUCAAUAUCUCCACUCUAAGGGUGUAGUUCAUGCGGAUCUCACAGGUAGCAAUGUGCUCAUCAAUAGCGAAGGAAGAGCUAUUGUAGCAGACUAUGGGCUCUUGACUACAUGUUCCGACCUGAACGGGACCUCUUACAUCAGGAGUAACGUACGAUGGUCGGCGCCUGAGCUCUUCGAGGUUCCGGACACCGAGGAUAUAUCUAGCUCACCAAAACCAGAGAGUGACAUUUAUUCAUUUGGAUGCAUCGCAUACCAGGUUUUAUCGGGCAAGCAGCCGUACUGUAACAUUCGCAGUGAUCACCAGGUAGUCGUGGCCAUCCUCAAAGGUGUCAAGCCCAAGCGUCCAGACAUCCCUGCCAUCGAGGAUUGUCACUGGAACUUUAUCGAGCAAUGCUGGGUUGAGUCAUCACAACGACCUCCUAUUGCUGAUGUCCGAGAUUUGAUGUCUCACUAUAGAGAUGCUAUGCGUUAACCCAGGGCUUACGGUCUUCGCAUGUAAUCAACGCUCACGAGUUGGACACCGCACA